Capsella rubella is the source of this 720-nucleotide messenger RNA. RefSeq lists its product as uncharacterized. Gene Ontology annotation, molecular function: S-adenosylmethionine-dependent methyltransferase activity. The record is from RefSeq and is a predicted model, not a curated record. The transcript is spliced from 2 exons. Lineage: Eukaryota; Viridiplantae; Streptophyta; Magnoliopsida; Brassicales; Brassicaceae. Bases 1 to 720 code for a protein of 239 amino acids.
AUGAAGCAACCAAAGCUGAUUCUGAAAUACGUUUUUGUCUCUAUCUUCAUCACUCUACCUCUCAUCCUCUUCUUUUUUAUACAACUACGUAGACCCGAAAAAGAACUCAUCAGAAUCCGACCCGGUUACACGUCUUACGAUUACUACAUCCAACGACAGCUCAACAAGACGCUUAACCCUAGGCUACGUACAAUAUGGAUGACACGAGACUGGGACCGUAAGAUCAAAGUGUUCUCAAGAUUCUUCCAAGAUCUGAAACAUCAAGGUCUCUUGUCCAACGCUUCUAAAUGUCUCUGCAUCGGAGCUCGAGUCGGGCAAGAAGUGGAGGCCCUGAAACGUGUGGGCGUAACCGACUCGGUGGGAAUGGAUCUGGUGCCCUAUCCGCCGUUGGUGAUCAAAGGAGACUUUCAUCAUCAACCGUUCGAUGAGGAGACGUUCGACUUUGAAUUCUCCAACGUGUUCGAUCAUGCGCUUUACCCGGACAAGUUCGUUGGAGAGAUCGAACGGACAUUGAGACCAGGAGGUUUAUGUGUUUUAUACGUGGCUCUCUCUACACGCUCGGAUAAGUAUUCGGCGAAUGAUCUGUACAGUGUGGAGGCAUUGGUGAGGCUAUUCCGACGAUCGGACGUGGUUCAUGUCCGAAAUGUAGACGGCUUCGGGUUGGACACGGAGGUCGUGUUUAGGAAGAAAAGGGAUUCGUCAAUCAUAGUACGGUCAUGA